Ramularia collo-cygni is the source of this 942-nucleotide messenger RNA. RefSeq lists its product as uncharacterized. The record is from RefSeq and is a predicted model, not a curated record. NCBI's taxonomy places the organism in Eukaryota, Fungi, Ascomycota, Dothideomycetes, Mycosphaerellales, Mycosphaerellaceae. The transcript is spliced from 2 exons. The coding region runs from base 1 to 942 and encodes 313 amino acids.
AUGCCGCCGAUUUUGCUAAUGUUGCACAGAAUUCGCCUCCGCACGUCCUCACACGUACUCCAGUUGGGAUCCUCCGUCUUCAGAGCGAUGUUCGGGCCUCACUUCAAAGAGGGCAAAGCACUUGCCGAGAACGGUACUGUCGAGAUUUCACUGCCGGAAGAUGACCCGCAGGCCAUGAUCACCAUGUGUAAGGUCAUGCACAUCAGCCCAGAUAUCAUGGCCAAAGUCCCGAACUACAAGGAGCUUGAGCAUCUGGCAGAACUUGCGGACAAGUACGAUACAGUGUCUGCUCUUGGACCAGCAACAUAUCUGUGGAUCAGCAAGGCACUCCCCCAGAGCAGAAUGCAGGGCAGGAUAGGACUCAUGGCAGUGGCGUACGCGUUCGAUCAUGCUGAACUGUUCGAUCGCGUCGGUCAUGCCAUCGUUAUGGAUGCUGCGGCCCCAGCAGCUUGGGGGGUCGGAGGUCCAGAGCACAUGGUUCCGGUCUUUCUCAAACUUGAGGUUCUGCGCAGUCGAUUAAUCCAGAAGAUCGGAAAGGCCAUCGACGACGUCAUCUCACCCGAAGUUAGCAAUGGUGACGGGGUAGAUAGUAGCUUCAAAGGUCGGUGUGGCUGCGAUGCUCAGACCAAGCGAGUCCUCGCAUUGGUGCGUCAACUCAGACGCUCGCGUCUGUGGCCACUGUCGGAGGUAUACAAUAGACCUCUCUUCGUAUCCAUCAAAGCGGCCAAGCACUUACAGCUACAGCUCCCGAAGGACAUACCGCUGUGCGAAGGCAGCAAGACCGGGACCCGUGGAUGUGUCAUUAAUCAGUUGGAGACUGAGGGUACCAUCGCCAAGAGAUUCCAGGCGGAAGCCGACACCUGGGGGACCGACGUCAAGAUCUGUCUCAUGUGCGCCAAAAGCGGUAGCCUGGGUUCCGUUGGACCUUGCAGACACCGCUGA